AUGGCGGCAGAUAACUACCGAUUUGCAGAAAGUGAUAGUUUAUUAUGUUAUCAUGGACCAAUGUUAUAUGAAGCGAAAUGUUUAAAAAGGAGGAAGGCAAAUGAUGGUAAAGCACAAUAUUUUAUUCAUUACAAAGGCUGGAAUAGUAAAUGGGAAGAAUGGGUAGACGACAAUCGAGUAUUGACUGUCAAUACUGCCAAUAUGAACAAAAUGGCAUCAUUAAAAGAAAUACAUUCAAAUACAAAAAAAAAGUGGAGCAAACGUUCUAUCACUAUAGUUAAAGAAGAAACAAUACGGAAUGUUGUAACACCUCCAAUCAAGGGAAAAAAACGGAAAUAUUCAGAAAUGUCAUCUGAAUUAAAUCAAAUAGUAAAUGUUCCAUCGCCAACAGAAUCAAAACCAAAGAAGCGAGGUCGUCCUCCUAAAAUUACUCCUAAAAUUGAAGAAACUGAUGCAACAAAAUCAGUUGAUACAACUAUAGUAACUGAAACAACUGAAGUAACUGAAUCAGCUGAAUCAAAUGGAGAAAAUAAAGUGAUUAACAAAGCAACUAAAGAAGUAGCUAAAGAAAAAGACAAUGUCAAAAAAGAAAAUAACACCACAAUAGAAGACAUUGUUAAAAAAGAAGACUUGACUAAAAAAGUACACACUCUAAAAAAAGAAGACAUUACUAAGAAAGAAGACACUCCUAAGAAAGAAGACACUCCUAAAAAAGAAGAGACUCUUACAAAAGAAUGUACCCCUAAAAAAGACGAUACUCCCAAGAAAGAAGACACUCCUAAGAAAGAAGACACUCUUAAGAAAGAAGACACUCCUAAAAAAGAAGAUAUUCCUGAAAAUGAAAACAUUCCUAACAUAGAUGACACUCCUAUAGAAGAAGACACUCCCAUCAAAGAUGAAAUUCCAAAAAAAGAAAUCGUUCCUAAGAAGGUUGGAGUAACUAAAAUAAUUGAUGAAGAAACCGAAGAAAUUGAAAAAUCCGAAGAAGUUUUAGAUACUAAAAAAAAUGAAGCAAAUGAAGAUAUUGAAGUUACUAAAGAAGAAGAAGAAGAUGAAGAUGAAACUACUAAAACUGUAGAUGAAGAAAUUAAAGUACCUGAAGAAGUUGAAAAAGCUACUAAAGAAUUUGAAGAAACUAAAUUUGUUGAACCAUGUAAAGAAUCUAAGAAUGAUGAAGGAAUUGAAGCAAUCAAAGAAAUUGAAAGAUCUGAAACAGUUGAAAGAACUGAAGACAUUGAAGAAACUGAAACUGAAAAUAUGGGAAGAAUUGAAUCGAUUGAAGGUUCUGAAGAUGAAGAUCUUGAAGCUGAAGAGUUUGAAGCCGAGGAACUUGAUGCAUAUGAUGAAACUGAAGAAUUUGAAGAAACUGAUACAGAUGAAGAUAUAGAAACAGAUGAAGAGUCUGAAGAUGAUGAAGAAACUAAAGCUUGUUUAUUAAAGUUAACUGAAGCUUUUUCAAAACCUGUAGAUACUGAAAAGACAGACGAUACAUUUACUGUUCCAGCUCCAGUAAUAAAAAUAAUACCAGUUAUCAAUAUACCAGAUAUAAUAAAAAGAAGAAUUGCUUUUGAUCAUUUUAUGAUUGUGAAAAACAAUAAAGUAUUAAAAUUUUCAAAAACAAUCACAAUUGAAAAUUUGGUACAAGAUUUUAUGAAUUCAUUGCCUGAAUCUAAAGAAUCAACGUUCAAUAUUGGUACAACGAUCAUACAGUAUUUCAAUGUUCUUAUACAUUCACGAUUAUUGUAUCCGCCAGAGAAAGAAAUGGACAUACGUAAUAUGGCAAUACAAUUUUUAGACGACAAUACAAAUUUUGGUGAAGAAUACCACUUUAGUAAAAUGUUGUAUCCUCAAAAAAUGUGGCAUUUGGUGUAUGGACCUACAUAUCUACUACGAUUAUUUGUUUUAUUACCUGAAAUUGUAUCAUCCUAUAAUUAUAUUGAGACUGAUAUCACUAGUGUUAUUGGAAAGUUUGAAGAUUUUAUGAAAUUUAUUGAAAUCAAUUUUGAUCAAUAUUUCUCAAAUGUUGAAUAUACUGAUAAUAAAUAA
Molecule: messenger RNA, 2046 nt
Organism: Metopolophium dirhodum (rose-grain aphid)
Lineage: Eukaryota; Metazoa; Arthropoda; Insecta; Hemiptera; Aphididae
Product: nuA4 complex subunit EAF3 homolog
Biological process (GO): regulation of DNA-templated transcription; chromatin organization
Cellular component (GO): NuA4 histone acetyltransferase complex; nucleus
Source: RefSeq, a predicted model, not a curated record